Molecule: messenger RNA, 810 nt
Organism: Penicillium griseofulvum
Lineage: Eukaryota; Fungi; Ascomycota; Eurotiomycetes; Eurotiales; Aspergillaceae
Exons: 2
Coding region: 1-810 (269 amino acids)
Source: RefSeq, a predicted model, not a curated record
AUGUCUGGGCUCGAAAUUAUCGCCCUAAUUCCGGCUAUCGUCUCAGCAUUUGGGACAAUCUCAGUAGAGUACAGGGACUGGCGAAAGCGACGCGACGAUCGCCGCAAUAAGAGCAAGAACGUUGCUCUACAGAAACUCCUAGCGGGCAAUGGGGAGACGGUUCAGAAUGAAUACGAUGAGGAUCUUCGACUCCUCGGCCCAGUUUUUCAACGGGGCGAUAGCACUGGACGAGAGUCCCUAAUGCAUCAUCUCAUUAUACUCCAGUCGACUGUUAUCUCGCUCAUGCGCGAUCGGCAUAAUGACAUGUCCUACCUGAGCCACCCGAACCAUGAUGCCAUCAACAACACCACGAAAUCGACUCGGAAUGGAAUCGUCAACACUCUGUCAGACCAAUAUCAACGUCUCGCACAGGCAAGGCCAAUCGCACGAUUGCCAGCCCCGGCCACGUCCUCGGCCGAAAAUUGCUUCAAUGACCUCUCCUGCGCCACGUUCAACACCAUCCACAACACAUACAAAUGCGAUGAUUGUGGGUGGGGUGAAACAUACAGUAAGACAACGGAGUAUGUGAAGACGAAGGAUGGUCAGCUACUUGAUAUAGAGACGGCCCUUGCUCUCUUCCAUCAUCGAGAACCAUACAGGAAGGAGAAGAACGUGUUCCGAUGUUAUCUUUGUGAGGAGACUAUUAAUCUGCCAACGGGGAUGAAGGGGUGGUGGUCUGUGUCUCUAGAGUCGGGGAGUGAGAGGUACGUUUUGUUGAAAGAGCUAGAGAAGCAUGUACGGAGGAAUCAUUAUUUCGAGGAGCUUGCAUAG